Molecule: messenger RNA, 3906 nt
Organism: Cynocephalus volans (Philippine flying lemur)
Lineage: Eukaryota; Metazoa; Chordata; Mammalia; Dermoptera; Cynocephalidae
Product: maestro heat-like repeat family member 5
Exons: 28
Coding region: 1-3906 (1301 amino acids)
Cellular component (GO): Golgi apparatus; cytoplasm
Source: RefSeq, a predicted model, not a curated record
AUGGCAGCACCCCACAGUGGCUUCCACCUCCCCCUCAGGAGGUCCAACAGCCUGUCGUGCAGGGAGGAGCGAGAGCUGGAGCUUGACUACCCGGACGUGGGGCUCCUGGGCGUGUGCUGGGGCGGGCGUCCCCCCUGGGAGGAGAGGCUUGUCGGCAGGAUCAGGGCCAUGCUGACCAUGCAGCAGAGCAUGGUGCUGGAGGCCAUCUGCCACUGCCUGGAUGAGCAUGACCAGGCCUUUGUAGUCCCUGAAGCCCCCGGAACUCUGCUGGAGGGUGCCAGAAGGUGUGACGGGGUCAGGGCCUACCCUGCUGCUGCCCACAAGCACCGGAGCAGGCGGAAGCACAGACAGCCUGAGGCCUGGGUGCUGGCCCACCUCUGUGCCCACUCGGGGUGGGGUGGGCAAGGACUGGAGAUCUGUGCCCUGAGCAUUGCGCUCUGCCCACAGCCCACCAGGAGGGAGCAGGAACUGAACAUCGAGGACACCAACAUCCAGAAGAUUCUGGCUUUCUUGAACCUGGACCCCCAGACGACUUUGGAUAAGACCUUUCUCUUCCACUUGUAUGGGCUGAUCCUCCGGGAGUGCACCCACAAGGAGCUGGUGAGGAGGCACCUGGCUUGCCUGCUGGAGUUGUCCCACCAGACUGCGGGCCAGCGGCAGGGCAUGGCACUUGCUGUGGGCGUGGCGGCCACCGCGCACCUGGAGGUGGUGUGGACAGUGCUGGAGCGCCUGGGCCAUACCAGGUUCCUGAGGUUGGCCCUCCCUUCCCCAGAUAACCAGCUACUGGAGCCCAACCUGCACUGGAAAUGGGUCAGCAGCACCUGCCUGCUGUGCUACGGGCAGAUGGCCUUGCAGGCCAGGGAGCGGAUCCUGCCCUGGGUGGACAGCAUUGUCGCCAGGAUGGUGUACUAUUUCUCCUGCAGCAGCCAGACCCCGGGUCGCUCUUCAUCACCCACCACUCACGGUCUGGCCACCCUGGCUGUGGGUGGCGGCAGGACGGGGCUUGACCAGCCCAGGGCUGUGAGGCCAGGGAAGGGAGGUGGUUGCCCUCCCCGCACAGCCCUGGGCCUCAGGCAGCAGGACCUCAGGGAACGCUUCGCUGACCUUGCCCCGGCACCCACGUGUGCUCGGCAGGAUGACAUCCUAGACACGAGCUUCUUGUCGGCGGCCGUGAUGCUCACGAAGGCCCUCGGGCGGGAGGACGGUGCCCAGAACUACAAGUUCACUCAGAUUCCCGAGCUCAUCGGGUGUCUCCUGUGCCUCCUGCAGAAGGAGCCCAACGUCCUGGCCACCCUCCGCCGGCAGAAGAUCAUACUGGUCAUUGAGGGACUGAGCAAUUUGCGGCCCCAUUUCACACCCAUGGUCAAGUCCAGGAUCCUGCAGACCUGCCUGAGGAGCUUGUACACACUCCCACCCAUGGAGACAUUGAAGAGCAGCUUACCCCCCGUGGAGCCAGCCCUGGAUGUCAUGGAGCUGUACAGGAAGACCGCGCAUGCCCUCGGCCUGCUGCUGCAGAGCUUCGUCUCUGAGAAUGAGAGCUUGGACGAGGUCUGCUUCCUCCUGCAGCACACAGAACACUGGCUGAGGUCGGACAAGAGCCAUGAGUGCCAGCGGGCCGUGCAGUCCAUCUCCCAGCUCCUGCAGUACGUGGUGGACUUUCUGCACAUCACUGAAGAGGCCACACCCUCCAUGCUGGGCCACCAGAUAGGCCUGCUGACUCUGCUGUGGCAGGACAAGGACGGGGUCACCCGGGAUCUCUCCCGCCGCUGCGUCUUCCUCCUCCUCCAGCUUCUGGCUCAGCAGAAGGGUGAGCUGGGCACGGGGGAGCAGGGGGCAGAGCCUGGACCCGGCUCCUCGGCUCCUGGGUCCCCUGCCUCGCUCCUGGCCUGUGAGUUGGGGCAGUACUGCCGGAGGAGCGUGUCACCUCCCCAGGCCAAAGUAGCUCCUCCUGACCGUGAGGCCUCAGCGCGGGGCGGGCAGGGCUGGCGGCCGGGGGGGCGCCCAGCAGAGCCCCCAGCCCAGCGCACAGCGGCUGAGGGAGGCCCCGGGCGCCUGCGCAGGGAGCAGCUGGGCUCCCCUCAGAAACCCACCGCUGCAGCUUCCCCCAGCUUGCCCCGGACGUGGGCCCGGGCCCGUUCAGGACCGCUGGCCUUCGACAAGAACCUGACCGUGGCCCAGCAGACACAGCUGGUCCUCACGCUCCAGCACAGCCUGUGCAGCCACAGCCAGCCACGCCGCGACCUGGCCUCGCAGCUCCUCCUGAUGAUCUUCGAGGGGCCCGGCCUCAAGACCGAGCAGGUGGCCGAGGUCCUGCAUAGCCUGUUCCGGGAGCUGCCGGGCAUCACCUUCAGUAACAUGCAGGCCAUGAUGAAGGCCAUGACGGCUCUGGGGACCCAGCACACCCAGGAGACAGUUGAGGUGGUCCUGUCCUUGUGUCCCCCCUCGGAGAGGCGGAUCCUACCCCUGUGGAAGGCCCUGGCCUCCAACAACCGGCUGGCCCGCAAGGUCAUCACUCUGCUCUACAUGAAGCUGAAGCUGCGGCCCCCCGGGGACCUCAUCAGGUCCAUGCAGCAUACUCAGCUCACCUCCCUGCUGGCCCUGGGCACCAUUUAUGAGCUGCUCUACACCCAGGAGUGCAAGCCCGCAGUCCACUGGGCCUUUGCAGGGAUCCUCCUGGGUCUACUUACACAGCUCCACUACCUGUUUGAGCUGGGCAUGGUUGAGGGCAUCUCGGACUACCAGGAAGACGUCCUAGAAAUGAAGCCCCUCAGCCCCUUCAGGACGUGCCUGGAAGCCCUGAAGGGCCUCUUCUGGACCACCAACUACUGGGAGGUGUUCGCCUACCUCAAGCUGCUGCAGGGCUGGGAGCUCUUUGAGCACCUGGAAACCUACACAGAGGGAGUGACCCUCUUGGCCCGGGCCAUGGCCUACUAUGACUGUGAGGUCAAGGCUGUCUUGGGGCAGGCAGUCAUCUCCAUGAAGAGCAGCGAGGAGCGGGACAACGUCGUGGCCAUUCUUGUCAUCACGGAGUUUCUCAACAGCCCAGUGGUCUCCCAGCACGUGUCUCGGAGAAGAAUGGACAAGUUCCUGAGCCUGGGUCUGCACAACCCCAACCAGCUCGUGCGGGCCAUGAGCCUGACAGGCCUCAGCAGUGCCCUGAUGCACCCUGAGAAGGGGGCCCUGCUCCGGGACCAGCUGACAGGGCUGCUGGAGAGCUUCCUGAAGCCCGAGCCCAAGGACCCCUCGGGCCUCAUGGAGAUCCUGGGUGACAUCCUGCACCGCCUGGGAGUCCAGAGAGCUGGUGUCAUCAGCCUCAAGAUCGCACAGCACCUGCCCCCCUUGUUUGAAGAUGAGAGGGAAGAGGUGCGCGGAGGAGCCAUCUUUCUGUUCGGACAUGUCAUCCACGGUGGAGGCAAGAGGUUCCAGCAGGCGCUCAAAACCAUCGCCUCCCAGGUCCUGGUGCCUCUGCUCUUCCACCUGGUUGACCCUUGCCCUGGAGUGGUCAAGAAGACCAAGUUCACCUUCCUGCGCUGUGCCAUCCUGCUGCGGUGGGAGUUCCGGAAGGAGCUGUUCAGCAAGUUGGCGUGGGGCCACGGGCUGGGCGCCGAGAAUGACGUCUUCGUCUACAUGGUGGAGAGCAACUUUGGCAGCUACCACCAGUUUCUCAUGCAGGCCUUAGUGUACCUGCAGAGCCCCCACCAGAGCCUGAAGCUGGCAGCCAUGAAGUUCAUUGGGGAGAUGCUGCAGGAUUACUUCACUGACCUCUGCUUCUACUUGAAGAAGGGCGACGUGAGGAUCCUGAGGAAACACUUCGAGAUCCUCAAGCAGGACCAGGACCGCAGGUGCCGCAGGUUCUACCUGAGCUUCUCGGAGGACAUCACGGAACUGUCUCACUUUGUGACCUGA